Melozone crissalis (California towhee) is the source of this 2733-nucleotide messenger RNA. It is a transcript of the gene PACRG, whose product is annotated as parkin coregulated. Lineage: Eukaryota; Metazoa; Chordata; Aves; Passeriformes; Passerellidae. The coding region runs from base 118 to 873 and encodes 251 amino acids. The transcript has 6 exons. The record is from RefSeq and is a predicted model, not a curated record. Gene Ontology annotation, molecular function: Hsp70 protein binding; Hsp90 protein binding. Gene Ontology annotation, cellular component: neuron projection; vesicle; cytosol.
CACAUUUCCCCCACGCACCGCUAAUGACUUUCUCGUUAAUUGCUGUCCGCCGCCCCGGUGUACGGUGCACCGGGGUCCGUUAUUUGCAUCUGGUCCGCCGUGGGCGCCGGUGGGGAAAUGGUAAUGGAGGAGGGACGUCCGGGCCCCUCAAAACCCGCCGGUGACAGGCGGCCCCAGAAGCGGGAGAAGAAGGACAAGCAGCACGACAAGCAACAGCCCUGCGAGGGUUUCAGUAUUAAAGCCAUGAUGAAAAACAGCGUGGUAAGAGGGCCCCCACCUGCAGGAUCAGUAAAAGAAAGACCAGCAAAACACACAGCUUUUCGCAAGUUUUAUGAGAGAGGAGACUUUCCAAUUGCUGUUCAGCAUGAGUGUGGAGGAAACAAAAUCGCCUGGAAGGUACAGAUUGAAGAGCUGGACUAUCAUUACUUUCUGCCUUUGUUCUUUGAUGGGCUUUGUGAAAUGGAAUUUCCAUAUGAGUUUUUUGCUCGUCAAGGAGUCCAUGACCUGCUGGAGCAUGGUGGAAGCAGGAUUCUUCCUGUUGUUCCUCAGCUCAUUAUCCCAAUAAAAAAUGCACUGAACCUUCGUAACCGACAGGUCCUCUGCACCACACUGAAAGUCAUCCAGCACCUGGUGGUGUCAGCUGAAAUGGUGGGGGAGGCCUUGGUGCCCUAUUAUCGGCAAAUUCUCCCAGUCCUAAACAUCUUUAAGCACAUGAAUGUUAAUUUAGGUGAUGGGAUAGAAUACGGCCAGCAGAAACGUGAAAAUAUUGGAGUUCUCAUCCAAGAGACACUGGAACUCUUUGAACGCUACGGUGGAGAAAAUGCUUAUAUAAACAUUAAAUACAUGAUUCCCACUUAUUGGUCGUGCAUGUAAACUGAAUUAUAUUAAAUGGGAUGAUUCCAUCUGUGCUCUGAAAAACUAUCUGACUCUGUAUGGCAUCUUGUUAGUCAUGCUUUAUCUUCUCUACAGCUGCUAAAAUAGUGGCUUCUGGGGCAUUGGAGUGUUAGCACUAUUGUGAACAAGGCUUUCCAAUACAUAAAUAGUGUCUGUUCCUUUGAUUACAAUGGUGUACUGUGCUUGUUUGUUCCCUGAAAGAAUCACUCCUUUAUAACAGAGCUGACUCGAACAGGAAUCUGAGUUAAACCUUCACUUGUGUAGACAAUAAAACUAUAAUUUUCAUACGCGAUUCAGCAAUCGCUGUUCUGUGUCCGCUUGCCCUGAGGGUGAUGUCAGAGGCUGUAACAAGAAGAGUUUAUGCUGACUGCUUAAUAGGUGUUUGUCAUGGAAGAGAAACACCAGUUCAGCAAUGCCUCUCUGGCAGCUGUGCUGAAUAAUGUGCACUGACAUACAAUAAAACUGUUGAAUGUAUAUACCAAUUGCAGCAGGAGAAUUUAUAUUUUCCAUUAUAAGGCACUGUCGUUAAAUUAAUCCAGGUUUCUUACACACUCCUGUUCUCAGCUUCCAGGUGUUUACUCAUGGAACUUAGGUUCCUCUUGGUGAACAUAAGGCACAAGCAAGCACAGUUUUGAAGAAAAGAAGCCCAGAAAAAAAAAAAAAACCUUGAAUAAAUCAGACAGAAGAUACAACGUACAGAAAGUAUCAGCCCCUAGCGACACUGUUAAUCUUGGGUAAACACAGAAUAUACAGGUACAUUUUUAAAGGGCACUUGGUAUUUUUGUAACUGCAAGGUUGCUAUUGCUUUUCUCUUGUUAUUAUUAUGGUGUGUAUGUGUGCAAACAAUGUAACUAUUGUUAUAGGAAUCCCUUACGAAUUCCUACUCAGUUUCUCCCUGUGUACCCAUAACACAGAACUGAUAUAGUCAUGGAUUUAAGCAAAGCUAUUGAGAUUGGCUUUAUUGCUUUUUAAGCAUUUCUAUGGAGUAAACCUACAAAAAAUUAAACCGGUCUUACAAUUCUCAAAGACAACCAUUUAAAAUUAUUGAGUCAGCACAAAACAAACCAGAGAUAUUAGCUUUGCCUAAAAGCAUGAGAUUUUUUUAAAGUACUUUGAAAGACUUUGGGCUCAUCUGGCUUUUAUUAUGUUUUCUGGAGCUCUUGCUCUUCAAAUGUAUGCAAGUUGCACUUUCAAGUGUUUCAGUGUAACUGUUAAGAGCCUGAAAUGCACUCUUUGGUGUUAAACACAUGAGACUUUUUUCAAGUGCUUAUCCAUAUCCAUAUUCACACCUUACAAGGCUUGCCCAAGUGAGAGACACAGCCCCUACGCUGCCCUGCUCUCUUGGAUGCUUGCUGGAAGUGUGGGGAUCACCUUCCCACCUGCUGGAACUUUGAGCCAUAUCUGUCAUUAGAUUGACAUUAGAACAUGCCUUUUUCUGUUCUGUGUCAUCUUCAGCAGGAGGAUUUUCUUUUACUUUCUUCUCUUUCCUGUGAGUAAAAAAAAAAAAAAAAAAAAAAAAGAAGAUUUUUACUCUUCCCACCUCUUUGAGGAGUGCACCUUCAAGUGAUGCCACCAGCCACAAGCACUCACCAGCCCCUGAUUUAGGCAUGGCUGCUGGAGGUGUGCCUUUCUCCCAGGCCCCAGAGGGGGCAUUUCUUUUCUGUUUGUUUUUGUUGUUGUUGUUGUUCCUGAGUUUUGUGUGACACAAUUUUUCCAACGCUACCCUCAAGUCCCUAGAGUUGUCCAACAUACACCUGUGAUGGGUAAGUGCAUCCAAAACUCUGCCUCAUGUUUAGGGUAUCGACAAAUCUUUUGCCUUCUGGAAGAAAGGGAGGUGAA